AUGGAUCCAUCGCAGGCGCAAAGCCCGCCCUCGUCGCGGCUCUCUGCGAUGGUCUUGAACAGCUCGCCGUCAGUGCAGCUGGCUGCGAUGGCCCUGAACAGCCCGCCCGUUCGGCAGGCUCCGCGUGAUGCACCUACUGAUCCUACUAGUGCUCCUGGUAGGGUUUCUUCUUCCUACACCUCUUUGUUUGGCGGCACCUCCUCCCCUAGGACUCCUCACUUGGCUGAAAGCCCUUCCCCCGCUCGGGGCCUUCCCAACACGCCUUCCCCGCUCGACGGGCAUCCAUCCGUAAACUUGAAUCAUUCUCCUUCGCGGACUCCUAAUAACGUGCAGUCUGGUGAAACUUCUAGCGACUUUCGGUACUUGGCACGGGAGCCAUCGCUCCCGUAUGAAGCCUGGGAAACAGUCUUCUAUGCCACGCUUACUAGUUUCUCACAUGAGGAAUAUGACUUCAUUUAUGGCGAUGUCCUCGAACACCCGGCGACAAAAAAGACCCUUUCGACCUUGAGACUGGUUAACCAAAUCUGGAACAGGAUUGCAACUCCUCUCCUCUUUAGGAACAUCCAGGCAGUCGUCGGAUACUCUGCUGGUCGACCUCUCGAUAGCAUCCUGAAGAUUUCUGAAAGCCCAUACUCCGUUUAUGUACGCGACGUGCGUUUUGGUUUCGUAGGAUCAUGGCUGCCCGGACUGGAUUAUGAUCGAUACAUCGACGACCUGGCAGCAGGAGCUCUUCCAAUCUUGAUCAGUCGUUUCCAAAACAUCCAAACAUUCCGAUUGCAAACCCCCAGUGUGGUGGACACAUUCAGUGAAGAAGGACAACUCAAGCCGCCGAUGCUUGCCAAGCUGACAAACUCCCUUGUAAACACUUUACGCUUUGUGCCUAUCCCGAGACUGAAGUGUCUCCAUAUGUCUAUGCCAACCACCGCGGAAUUUGCUCGUUUCUUCGAGUCGGACAGCUACGCCAGGGACUUCACCAACAUUUUCGCUCAGAUCGAAGAGCUACACAUCACUAUUAAUGACAGCACUGGCCCCGAUGGCAGAAGAGACCCGAAAUGGCCCCGCUCGGUGAUCAAAACCAAGUAUCCACCCGAUCGAUUUGCCCCCUAUCUCGUUCAGCUCAUCUCCUAUGCGAAACGGAUCAAGGUUUUUAGCCUGGAUGCCCGUACCUGGUUUGAUGUGUCUGAUCUGGAAGCAGAGAGCUUCACUAAACUGGAAAGCUUCCGGCUUGAAGGUGUGAGGAUCAACGAUGAAACCCUCAAGAAGAUUUUCAUACAAGCUCACGAUGCGUUGCGUCGCGUUGAGUUGAUCCACAUUCGGCUCAUGACGGGUACCUGGGAGGGUGUUUUUGAUGGUCAUAUAUCACUUCCUCCUUGGAACCUCAUUUGGCUUCGUGUUGAAGGAUGUGGCUACUCGAUGACUGGUGCCAGUGCCCGGCACAGCGGUUAUUCAUUCUCGCAAUACCCAACAGCACUCUGGACCAUUCAUGGCCGGGAUUGGUUAGCUCUUACAAACUGGAGAUCAUUGGUGAAUAGAGCCCGUUUCCGCAAGGGAUUGCCUAGAUGUCCGUAUUGCCUUUUCACACCGUUUAACCAACCCACAACCCCUAAUUAG
Molecule: messenger RNA, 1611 nt
Organism: Penicillium hordei
Lineage: Eukaryota; Fungi; Ascomycota; Eurotiomycetes; Eurotiales; Aspergillaceae
Exons: 2
Coding region: 1-1611 (536 amino acids)
Source: RefSeq, a predicted model, not a curated record